AUGGAAGUUGAAUCAAGGUUGCAAGAAGAUUUGAGUAUUCUUCUAGAUAUGUAUCCUGAGUUGCAAAUCGAUGUUGAUUUAGAAAAUGUUAAUAAAGCAUCCAAAAUACAGGGAAAACUGCCCUUUAACGUUUCAUUACCUCAGGAUUUAAAAGUUAAACAUGGUGAUCAAGAGUUGGUAUUCAAAGAACUGACAAGUAAUACGCUAAAUUUCGAGAUUAACCAGGAUGAAUACCCCAAUCUACGGCGGGCCAUUUCACUUGAGAUUCAAUCGCCGUGGAUGACCGUGGAAGAUCGCACUAAACUACUGCAAGCAAUCCACCAUGAGUUUGACGAUAUGACUGAUCCUAAUUCCGAGAUUUAUGAUGAAUAUGCACCCGUCAUGAUGCUUGUAUUUGGAUAUUUGACAGAUGAUAGCUCUCAAACUUUGAUCGAGGGACAAGAAAGAAUAUGCCAAACACAGGAUGAAUUCGAAUCUUUUGUUCAAAUGUUUCACAAGAUAGAAUUUAAUGAGAUGGCUAGUCAAAACUUCAAUUGUUCUAUCUGUAUGGAAACAAAAAAAGGUGAUAAAAUGAUAAAAUUGCCAUGCCAUCAUGCCCUAUGCCUUGAUUGCACCAAAUCUUAUUAUACCGCUAUGAUAGAACAAGCAAGCAUUGAUAGAGUUAGAUGUGUUGAAUGUGAAUAUAAUCCAGCAGAUUUGGAAAAAUUCAAUAAUUACAAGGACAUCAAAAGAGCACUUUUCACACCCUCCAUACCAUUUGAGACCUUCCAUGGGGUCCUAGCUCCUCAAAUUUGUAAAAAAUACCAAAAGUUAUUCCAUGAACAAGCUGCCAAUAAACUAUCAAAAUAUUGUACCUAUAGUUGUGUUACCUGUACGAGAUGUGGAUACUGGUGCGUCAAGGAAAAUUUGGAUGAACCAAUGAUUCAAUGUCCAAAUUGUGAAUUUACCUUUUGUUUUGAUUGUCUACACUCUUGGCAUGGCUAUAACAACAUCUGUGGUAAGAAAGUUAGCAUACCAAAGGAUGUUGUUGAAUUAUACGUUAAUUCAUUAGAGCUUACAGGGUUGGAAGAUCGUAAAAUGGCCUUGGAAGCUAAAUAUGGUAAAAGAAUUAUGGAGAUGGAGGCAGAUGCAUACGUUUCUGAUAAGAUGUUAGAUGAAGCUGUAAAUGCAGAGGGAUCCAAUUUACAGAGGUGCCCCCGUUGUAGAAUAGUGGUACAACGCAGUGAAGGCUGCAACAAAAUGAAAUGCACCGUAUGCAGUACACCUUUCUGUUACAUCUGUGGUGAAAUGUUCUACAUAGACGAUCCCUACGAACACUUCAGAAACCCAUUAUCAGAAUGCUACGCCAGACUAUUCGAAGGUAUGCCAGGAACAGAUUCUUAA
Molecule: messenger RNA, 1383 nt
Organism: Zygosaccharomyces rouxii
Lineage: Eukaryota; Fungi; Ascomycota; Saccharomycetes; Saccharomycetales; Saccharomycetaceae
Gene: ITT1
Product: RBR-type E3 ubiquitin transferase
Exons: 1
Coding region: 1-1383 (460 amino acids)
Biological process (GO): positive regulation of proteasomal ubiquitin-dependent protein catabolic process; protein polyubiquitination; ubiquitin-dependent protein catabolic process
Cellular component (GO): ubiquitin ligase complex; cytoplasm
Molecular function (GO): ubiquitin protein ligase activity; zinc ion binding; ubiquitin conjugating enzyme binding
Source: RefSeq, a predicted model, not a curated record